AUGGCAAACCUUGAAGUGAUCCACACCAAUGAUCCAUGGAAACUUAAUCUAUUGACUCAAGAGCGCCGUACUAUAAUUGCAGAAGAGACAGUCAGCCAAAGUAAGUAAAAUACCCCCCCCCCUAAAGUGCUAAGAAACUAUAAGAGAAAACCUGGUCUCAUUCACCCACUGCAAGCUAGGCUCUCGCGUUCCCAUGAACACCAGUAUGAUGGGCACUACUGCCUCACUACUGCCGCUUCGGGGGAUAAAAGGCAAACUAGCAGACCCCAACUCCUCCUACACCCAUUACAAGCAAGUAAACGUUAACAAUCGGUAGCCAGAUUAAACCUCCCCCCUAUGUGGGCCUAGCAGUGGAUCAGAAGCUAUCCCACCAAUCGCGGAACAGGGGGCUUUUCGUGAAUUACACCCCUUCGACAGGCCGAUGGGCCAAAGCACCCUUUCCACGUGCUCUUUGGAAGUUCUGUAUUCCGCCAGUGCAGUGAGGAUCAACUACUACAUUCAGCUCUAUGCCCUUGGGGAUAGGGAAGAAUACAUUGUAACACCCCCAAGCCCUGGCUCCGAGAAGGUGCCGGAGCAAGAGGAAACCAAAGACAUCCCCUCUCGGCGACCUAGCAAAGCUAGAAAUACAGUCAAAGGGAUUCUAACAGCAAAGGAAGCUCGUCUCGCCAUAGAACGAAGCAGACGGAAUAAUAGUUUCCAACCACGGAUACCGUGA
Molecule: messenger RNA, 715 nt
Organism: Tuber aestivum (summer truffle)
Lineage: Eukaryota; Fungi; Ascomycota; Pezizomycetes; Pezizales; Tuberaceae
Source: the annotation of a GenBank genome assembly